AUGUCAUACCUGGCACCUGUUGUUGAAGUUGGCGGUCGGGGAGGAGAAACCUUCGAUUCUAAUGGCUCUGGAAAUGGAAGCAUGCUGAAAAAGAUCCAGGUUUGGGAAGGUGAUUGCCAGAUAAAAGCCAUGAAGGUGUGGCUUACUGAUGGCCGGUUCGAGCAGUUUGGUGUUCCUGCUAGGAAUCUGAAAGAGUUUAUAUUUGGAAGUAGAGAGUAUUUCAGCUCCCUCUCACUUUUUCCAAAUCAAGAGAGUACACGUCUGGGUGCAAUCAAAUUUGAGACGUGUCAGUCCCGAGAGUUCUAUGCAGCCAUGAUAAAUUUUACACUGCAACCAGAAGUUCCAGUUGAUGUUGCCUCUGGGAUCUGCAUGGGGAUCAACGGACGUUCAGGUUUGGAUAUUGAUCGGUUAGGCUUCAUGUUCAAGUCUCUUUAGUCUGCUCAGAUUCAUUGAAUCAAACAAAAUGCUUGGUGCAGCCUAACAAGCUUUGAAUUCAAUUCUAUAAUGAUUUUAACUACAAAAUGUGUACUCAUAUUAGAUAAUGUUUAAUAAUCAAUGUUACAGAUGUAUGGAACGUAUUUAGUGCAUUAUGUAUCACUAUACUCAGUAUCUCAGUAAAAUUCUUGCUGACUGGAGCUGUGUGUGUGGAACACUGGAGUCCAGCUGUGACUUAUAUGAUCUUGCAUCUUCAUGUUUAUCCUGCAUUUGGUGGAAUGGGUGA
Tachysurus vachellii is the source of this 721-nucleotide messenger RNA. RefSeq names its product aerolysin-like protein. The transcript has a single exon. Bases 1 to 435 code for a protein of 144 amino acids. Lineage: Eukaryota; Metazoa; Chordata; Actinopteri; Siluriformes; Bagridae. The record is from RefSeq and is a predicted model, not a curated record.